Molecule: messenger RNA, 1842 nt
Organism: Penicillium macrosclerotiorum
Lineage: Eukaryota; Fungi; Ascomycota; Eurotiomycetes; Eurotiales; Aspergillaceae
Product: putative MFS peptide transporter
Exons: 3
Coding region: 1-1842 (613 amino acids)
Biological process (GO): transmembrane transport
Cellular component (GO): membrane
Molecular function (GO): dipeptide transmembrane transporter activity
Source: RefSeq, a predicted model, not a curated record
AUGGCCAUCUAUAAAUCGGAGAAUGCCGUCACUGAUACUUUUGAAUCUCUAGCUACACUGGAGAAUGAGAGGAAAUUGGUCACGGAAGCGGUUGUAUCCCAGCCGGGCUCCGAGAAUGUCGAAAAGACGGCCGUUAUCUCUAGUGAUCAGAAAGGGAUUCAAGCUGUUGAACCGAAUAUUUCGCUGUCCAUUGAAGAAUAUCCUCUCCCUACUGAAGAAGAACGAAAGUCUCUGCGCAAAGUUGCUGACUCUUUGCCGUUGGUCUCGUUUUCUCUUUGCCUUGUAGAAUUUGCCGAGCGUGCUUCUUUCUACGGUGCCAAAACGGUUUUCUCCAAUUUUAUCGAGUUCCCUCUUCCAAAGGGAGGCAAUGGCGCAGGGGCACCCCCACGAGGAACCCAAGAAACCGCCGGGGCCCUGGGGAUGGGCCUUCAAGCAUCUUCUGGAUUGACUUUGCUCUUCACUUUUCUAGCUUAUGUGAUUCCCAUCUUUGGGGGCUGGUGGGCCGAUGUUCAAGUAGGUCGUUUCAAGGCGAUCACGGUGGGCGUGAUCAUCUGCGGUGUUGCCCACCUCGUUCAGAUAUUUGGCGCCAUUCCGUCCGUUCUCCAGAAGGGGACCGCCAAUGCCGCUCCACCAUUUAUAAUUGGCCUCUUGUUACUGGCGUUAGGAGCAGGUCUUUUUAAACCAAAUAUCGCUCCCACCAUCCUGGAUCAAAACCCCCAUAAGAAGCCCUAUACCAAGGUUCUGAAAUCGGGGGAAAGGGUCAUUGUGGAUCCAGAUGCGACCACAACCAGAACAAUGCUAAUCUUCUAUGGGUUUGUCAAUGUCGGUGCCUUCUACAUGUUGGUCACAACAUAUUCUGAAAAGUUGGUUGGGUAUUGGCUGGCUUUUCUGCUAGCAGGGAUCAUCUAUUUCUUGCUCCCAAUUCUCCUCCUGUUGAUUUAUCGCAGGACCUACAAACAACCACCAUCUCGAAGCUCAGAGUUAAAUCAAGCGCUCAAAAUUAUUAGUGUAGCGCUUCGUGAGAACAAAUUCAAGGUAUGGCGGAAAGACUUUUGGAAUGCUGCAAUGCCAGCCAACCUACAGGCAAAGGGCAUCUUGGUAACUUGGACGGAGAAAGCAGUGAUAGAUGUUGCCAGAACUAUGAGCGCAUGCGAUAUCUUCUGGUUCUAUCCCAUCUGGAAUAUGAAUGACGGAGGAAUUGGAUCUGUCUCUACGAAUCAAGGAGCCUCCAUGGUUACCAAUGGGGCCCCAAACGAUCUUCUAAGUAACUUCAAUCCACUGACCAUAAUCUUCGUGAUUCCCGUUCUCACCUACGUGAUAUAUCCGACAUUGCAACGCCAUCGGAUCAAAUUCGGUCCCAUCAGCCGGAUCACUUUCGGCUUCAUUCUGGCAACCCUGGCCGGGUUGGCUGGAACCUUGGUUCAAUGGCGUGUAUAUGAGCUCUCACCAUGUGGCUACUAUGCUUCAACGUGUGACGAGGUGUCCCCGAUAAGCAUUUGGUGGCAGCUUGCAAACACUAUCCUCAGCGCCCUGAGUGAGUGCUUCGCCAAUGUCACUGCAUAUGAGGUGGCCUAUGCGCGCUCCCCUCCGAGUAUGAGAGGCCUAGUUGUCGCUAUAUUCCUUUUCAUGAAUGCCCUUUCGCAAGCAAUCGGUGAAAUCUUGCUUCCAGUGACCAAAGACCCGUAUCUGAUAUGGAUUUGGGGUGCUCCCACGGUUGCCCUCGCUCUUCAGACGGUUAUCUUCUGGUUCCGGUUCAAAAAUUUGGACAAUGAGACCUACUACGAAUACACCGAGGCUUUAUCUCUAGAGCCUAACGAAAAGAGAAAUGCAGAGGCUGUCUGA